Messenger RNA from Gallus gallus (chicken), 12585 nucleotides. RefSeq names its product inositol polyphosphate-4-phosphatase type I A (gene INPP4A). NCBI's taxonomy places the organism in Eukaryota, Metazoa, Chordata, Aves, Galliformes, Phasianidae. The transcript is spliced from 29 exons. Gene Ontology annotation, cellular component: cytoplasm. Gene Ontology annotation, molecular function: phosphatidylinositol-3,4-bisphosphate 4-phosphatase activity. The record is from RefSeq and is a predicted model, not a curated record. Bases 3045 to 6086 code for a protein of 1013 amino acids.
UUGAGCUGUUGCGUGUGGACCCAGCCCACUCAUGAGAAUAUGAGCUCUCCCAUGGAGUAUUUCUCUGGCAGGCCUGCAUCGUGUUUGUGGCCUGCUGCUCUGUCGUGCUGACAGAGAAGCCUGUUGUAUGUGAGCUGAUGUUCCUUAAACACAGCUCUGUUCUUCCCAUUUGUUGCAGGCAGGGCAAAUUUUGUGGAGAGGAAAACUGAGUGCAGAGGAAUGGGACACAGAGAUAGAGGGGAAAAGUAGAGGAGAAAGCAGAGAGGGUGUUUGUGUAAAUGUUCAGGCAUUAUACAUCUUUGGAAGCAGCACACUUCACCUCGUUUCCUUGGGCUCUUUGUAGGCAAGGUAUGUUAACUGCAGUCUAGUAAGCUGCAUAGGUUUCUACAAAAAAUAACUGUGCUUAUGAAUGCAUCUGGACAUGCACAACCUUCUGUUUUUACAGGACAGAAGGGUCCAUGCCAACUGUGUGCUUGAGUAGCCGCUUCAUCUGGCGGUGCCCUCCCAUGUCACUGAGCUCUCUGUGGCUUGCUUCUAGCUGCAGAAGCAAGGACAAGCAAACUAAAUGUGCUUAAAAAGAACUAGAUGCUUGGAAUUUCACCUUAGGAUGAGUAGGACGAGUCCCUAAGGAAAUUAUGACCAGCAGUGGAGUUACAGAAGGGAUUGGAUCUGCUCAGAAUUUCUUCUUCCCCUCACUCUCUGCUGUUAAAUUUGUUGUGCUGGGGACAGCACAGCGCUUGCUUAAUGCUGGCACUAUGCAUUGUGUCUUCCUCCGAUUCUGCUUUGUGUUUAUUUCAAGCGUUAAACCUUUGCAGUCUAUAGAAGAUUUUUUCCAAGGACUGCCCGGCCUUCGAGAGUUAGAAUAAAGACUUCAGAGUGACAAAAUGGCUUUACGGUCGAUGUCUCAGAAAUGCUUGUUUGGAGUCCCCUCUGUCCUUUUUCCAGUUCUUUUUCUACCUCUGCUCUAUGAUGACCAGUAGUAAGGGAGUAGUUUUCCUUAGUUUGUUAAGCCUCUAAUUUCCCAUUGUGUUCUUCAAAGAACAGCUUGUCGUGCUGGUGACUUCUUUUCAGUGUUGCUCACAAUGAAGUAGUUACUGAUAGACUCACAGAAUACUUUUUUCCUUACCUCCCUGGAUUUCUCUGUGUAUCUUGCUGCGUUUUUCCUGGCAGUAACAGUUCUUUUGAUCCUGUAGCUACUUUCUACAUUUGCUGGGCUGGAAAUUACUGCCUCCCACAGCAGAACAGGUGGACAGAUGCUUGUGCCUGUGCUUUGACAACUGCAGUGCAAAGUUCAGUGGCUUAAUUUAAACCACUGGUUUGACAUUUCUGAAGAGUGCUCACUUGAUCUGGUCCAUUGACUUUUCUUGGGAGGCAGUAAAGUCUUACAGCAGCCUGGUAGUAUCUUCAGUCACUAGAAGGGCUUGCCAAGCUCUUUGUGCUAUUUUUCUGAUACUUUCUUAUGAUGAAGUGGUAAGUGUUAGUGCAGUGUUAACUCUGAGAGCAGUUCUGAGAACGUACAGCGUUUCCUUAAAAUGCUGAGGGCUUGAGAAGUUGAUGUGCCGCUCAGUCAUGUACUUCUAGAAACACUGAUGAGCUUGGUCCUUGAGAUUUUCUGAUGAACAUUAGAAAAGAGCUCUGCUUAAACUCCCAAAAUGUGGCUGGACUGUCUGUUGUCAUUUCUGGGUUUGGGUGAGGUUCUGUGGUGAGAAAGGCAAGGGACUGAAGGAAGAGGACAACAAGCUUGUCUUCUGCUUGAGACCUGCAUCCCUCCAGAGGCUGGGGAUGCAACUCUGCCACUCCCCACAGGUCCCAUUUGGUACAGGGCAACUCUUUAAAAACUUUUCCUUUUGCCAAUGAUCAAUUCUUUGAUCAAUCAUCUUUUGGGUGCCUGAUUGAAGAGCUUUUUUUCUUCCAGUUUUAUGGAAUUGGUUAAGUCUUCCCAGCUGUUCCUCCAUAGAUUCUAUGAGAGACUAUUUAUUUCCAAAGCUGACGCCUGCAUACCUCAUGUUGGACACCCCAGGCUAGUUGGUAUUUUAUUCAUUCUGCUGAACAACGCCAACCCUUCCUUGAAGGCUGUGCCCAAUAUGUCUCCCACUCCCCUAGCUGUCUUAUUUUUUUUCAUGUGAGCUUAGGCAGACCCUCUCAAUUUCCUUCCUUAUGCUCCUUGUCCCAUCUCUUUGUUUUGUCUCUACCUGUCGGUUCCCAGCUCUAUUGCAAGGGUUCCUCCCAGCCAAGUGAUUUCUUGCUUUAUUUCUACCCCCAGACCUCAGUCCUAUUUUUUGGCACCUUUAUGUUUUUAAGCCACCUUUGCCAGUAUUGCUCUUCUUCCCUUGCUCCUUUGGUCUGGCUGUUUUCCCUUGCUUUUGCAUUUGAUGUUUAUCUCUUCUUUCCUUAGGCAUGUCUUUAGAAAUACAGGCUCUGUUGGCAGUGUGCAACGUUCCAAACUGGCGUGGCAUGAUUACUAAAGGGAAAUGUUUUCUCAAUCCGUUGAGCUUGAGCCUGUAGAACAAUCAGCCCGAGGCAAACACUCACCAUGAAAAAGUUCUGAGCACACGCUCUGGGGAAAUGUAAACAACUGAGAAAAGCAAUUUUGUGGGAAGUGGUGUGGAGCAGCCGUGGUUUGAUGGUCGUGAGACCAGUCACAUCUUCCAGUCGCUCCUCUCCUCCUGAGGCUUCGUUUAAAAAAACUGGAUGCCCGGGCUGAAUUUCAUCUCUGAAAGCCGGAGAAAGGCACCUGACUCUAGCAUUUGUGCUGAAUGCCUGAAAUUGGAUGGUGCUACAGCUUCAGCCUAGGAAGUAAUGCAAGACAUUUUCCUAUGAGCAGGAAGUUCAGCAGCUGAAGACUUUGAAGGAGAAAGGUCUGUGUGAGGGAGGGGACUUGGUCAAUGUUAUGACAUGCAAAAUCAAUCCACACACGAGGAAAAGAGCCCUCUUCGUGGUAAUGUUAGAGGAAUAGCAGUUGAAGACAACCUGCUGCACUCUCCUAUUCCAUAAAGCAAACAUCAGUAAAGCCAAGCAGCAAGAAAAGGCUUCUUCAUGACAAAAUGACAGCAAGAGAACACAGUCCCCGCCAUGGUGCAAAAUCCCGCACCGUGCAACGGGCCUCCACCAUUGAUGUCACCUCAGACAUGCUAGGCCUUUCUCUGGCAGGGAAUAUUCAGGAUCCAGAUGAGCCUAUUUUAGAGUUCAGUUUAGCUUGCAGUGAGCUGCUAACACCAUCACUAGAUCGAAAACCAAAUAGUUUUGUAGCAGUGAGUGUAACUACACCUCCUCAGGCAUUCUGGACAAAGCAUGCACAGACAGAAAUUAUUGAGGGAACAAGUAAUCCUAUCUUCCUAAGCAGCAUUGCCUUUUUCCAAGACUCUCUUAUCAAUCAAAUGACACAAAUCAAACUCUCCGUGUAUGACGUCAAAGAUAGAUCUCAGGGAACAAUGUAUCUGUUGGGUUCUGGGAUGUUCACUGUAAAAGAACUUCUACAAGAGAAGAAUCACAGGUUGCACUUAACACUAAGGUCCACCUCCAAAAAAAUUUCAACGCAGAGUAUUUGUUGCAGGUCUGCUGAAAGUGACCGUGUAGGUAACAUUACAGUUAUUGGAUGGCAAAUGGAGGAAAAAACUGACCAAAGGCCUCCAGUGACAAGGUCACCUGAUACAAUUAAUGGAAGGACUGUGUUACCAGUUGAUGAAAGUUUAACAGAAUCUUUAGGAAUCAGAUCCAAAUAUGCUUCAUUACGGAAGGAUGCACUACUGAAAUCUGUGUUCGGCGGUGCCAUUUGCCGGAUGUAUCGCUUCCCCACCACUGAUGGAAACCACCUGAGAAUCUUGGAGCAAAUGGCUGAGAGCGUGCUGUCAUUGCACAUACCCAGGCAAUUCGUGAAGCUGCUUCUAGAAGAAGAUGCAGCAAGGGUUUGUGAACUAGAAGAAUUGGGAGAAUUAUCUCCUUGUUGGGAAAGCCUUCGACGACAAAUAGUUACUCAGUACCAAACAAUUAUUUUAACUUAUCAGGAAAAUCUAACUGACCUGCAUCAAUACAAAGGUCCUUCAUUUAAAGCCAGUAGCUUGAAAGCUGACAAAAAAUUGGAAUUUGUUCCUACAAAUUUACAUAUACAAAGAAUGAGAGUCCAGGAUGAUGGGGGAUCAGAUCAGAACUACGACAUAGUCACCAUAGGAGCACCAGCAGCUCAUUGCCAAGGCUUCAAAUCAGGUGGCUUGAGGAAAAAGCUGCAUAAAUUUGAAGAGGCAAAGAAACACAGUUAUGAGGAGUGUUGCACUUCAACAGGUUCCCAGUCAAUAAUAUACAUCCCACAGGACAUUGUUAGAGCAAAGGAAAUCAUUGCACAAAUCAACACCCUGAAAACUCAAGUAAGCUAUUAUGCAGAAAGGCUCUCACGAGCUGCCAAGGAUAGAUCAGCUAAUGGCCUUGAAAGAACGCUUGCCAUCCUGGCAGAUAAGACCCGGCAACUCGUCACAGUCUGUGACUGCAAGUUGUUGGCAAAUUCAAUACAUGGACUGAAUGCUGCAAGGCCAGAUUAUAUAGCUUCAAAGGCAUCUCCAACCUCUGGAGAAGGGGAACAAGUGAUGCUGAGGAAUGAUCAAGAUACACUAGUGGCCAGAUGGACGGGACGAAACAGCCGAUCUUCUCUGCAAGUGGAUUGGCAUGAAGAGGAAUGGGAGAAAGUUUGGUUGAAUGUUGACAAAAGUCUGGAGUGCAUUAUACAGAGAGUGGACAAACUUCUCCAGAAGGAGCGCCUGCAAAGUGACAGCUGUGAAGACGUUUUCCAGUGUGACAUCAGCUGUACUAGUAAGAAAGGUAAUCGGGACACCCGUGCCUACUGGAUAAAUCCAGAAGAUGUAAAUGAGACCUCAUCUUCCUCACCGCCAUCAUCCUCACCACCACCAUCAUCCACCCCAUCCUGUGCAUGCCAUUCUCUCAGACAGACAAAUUGCAGCCCCGCUCCGGAAGAAUCUGCCCCAGGUGAAUGGAGCGAAGCUCUUUAUCCUUUGCUGACAACUCUCACGGACUGCGUGGCCAUGAUGAGUGACAAGGCCAAGAAAGCCAUGGUCUUCUUGUUAAUGCAGGACAGCGCCCCAACGAUAGGGCUGUGUCUGAGUCUUCAGUAUCGCAGGGAUGUUGUCUUCUGCCAAACUCUGACAGCUCUCAUAUGUGGUUUCAUUAUCAAGCUGAGAAACUGCCUGCAUGAUGAUGGAUUUCUAAGACAACUCUACACCAUUGGCUUGCUGGCGCAGUUUGAGAGCCUGCUGAGCACUUACGGUGAGGAGCUGGCAAUGCUGGAGGACAUGAGUUUGGGGAUCAUGGACUUGAGGAAUGUAACAUUUAAAGUAACUCAGGCAACGUCAAAUACAUCUACUGACAUGCUGCCAGUCAUCACUGGAAAUCGUGAUGGAUUUAAUGUGAGGAUCCCUUUGCCAAGCGCCUUGUUUGAUUUGCUGCCGCGAGAAAUUCAAAGUGGCAUGUUACUGAGGGUUCAGCCUGUGCUCUUCAACGUGGGGAUCAAUGAGCAGCAAACCCUAGCAGAGAAGUUCGGAGACACCUCACUGCAAGAAGUAAUAAACAUGGAAAGCUUAGUGCGGUUAAAUUCGUAUUUUGAACAGUUCAAGGAAGUUUUGCCUGAUGAUUGUCUACCUCGAUCUCGUAGUCAGACGUGCCUGCCUGAACUGUUAAGGUUUCUGGGACAAAAUGUACACGCAAGGAAAAAUAAGAAUGUUGAUAUCCUUUGGCAAGCUGCUGAGAUAUGCCGCAGACUAAAUGGUGUUCGGUUUACAAGCUGUAAAAGUGCCAAGGAUAGGACUGCUAUGUCGGUCACCCUAGAGCAGUGUUUGAUCCUACAGCACGAACAUGGAAUGGCUCCACAGGUCUUCACCCAGGCUCUCGAGUGUAUGAGGAGCAUUGGAACACGGGAGGUAGUCACCCAGAAGAACUUGAGUGGCUUGGUGCCCAUCCGAGAUUUCAGACUAGAUCCCAGCCUCCUCUACUCUAUUCCUUUACUAGCUCUCAGCCCCAAUUUACUGAUUGUGUGGCUGUUUCUGAGCAUAGCGUACCUGGUGGCCAGAUUACGUUGCAAGUGAAGAUAAGGUUAAAACAAAAACAAAAAACAAAUUGCUUGAACGUGUAUUGCCACUUGGUACCUGCUGGACAAAAGAAUGUGUCAUAACAUUGUCUGCCAAGAAUUAUUAUUAUGCCUUACGAUUUUACGUUUCUAUUGUACUAAACUGUAAAUAUACAUCAAAUUAUUUUAUCAAGAAGAGUUGUAUUGAAACUUUAAAUUACUGUUCUGCUUUCAGUGCUUGUAACAUAGUCUGACAUUUGGCCUGUUACCUCGUUACUUUAGCCGGCCUGAAGAUCUCUUACCAAAUAUAGUUUUGUGUUACCUGUUUCAUGUAUUCCAGAGAAAGGAACUCUGAAAAGAAUUUGUAUCUUUUGUAUAUUCAGGGUGUAUGCUAAUCUUGCCUUUCAUUUUUACAAGCUAUGAAGAGAAAAAUAAAAAAUAUGGGUGGGGUUUAUAAGAAAUUAUAAGAAAUUUAUUUAAAGAAGUAAACAAAUUUGUACCUUUAUUUCAAAGCAUAAUAUCCAAAUUAUUAUUAUACAGUUUGUAGAACCGUGUUCCUUUCUCGUGGUUACGUAUGUUCCAGUAGACCAGUGUACCCACUAAAAAACAACUUGCAGUGUGCUGCAUGCAGGAUUAUUUCAUUAUAUUUAUAGAUCUGCAUUUUGUAAUAUAUUAAAGACAAAAAGGUAAUGACUUCUGGUUAGCGAGAGUAUGUAAUUGGCAGAGCCUGCUAUUGAUCCACCGUCUGUUUCAGGUGCUUUGUUCUAUAACUUAUUCUGAAACAGGGUCAUUAUCAUCCUAUUGAAGUUACCCUACAAUAUUUCAGGCAAGGAAAGGAAGGUAUUAAUCAGCUCCAUUGUUUAGGUGGGCUUGAGGUUUUCCAUUAGGUUUUGUGUUACUGACACUAGACUAAAUAUUACGAUUGUGGAAGAAAUUUGGACACCAUUUGUAUCUAGCAUCUGACGGGGAUAGGCCUGUUCAAAAUGGUGGAUUCUGUUGAUGUAGUAGUGUGGAAGUGCUUGUCAAUAGCAAUAGUUCAUUGAAAAACUAACCUCAUUUAAUGUAGUUUGCUAAAUUCGUAAAGGGAUUUAGUUUGCUUGGUGCCUAAGAUGACAGAAUGUUGAGCUCAAUGACCAAGGAGAACUCCGCUAGUACUGUGAUUUCUAAUUUCCACUAUUAUUAACUUGCUCAGAAAACAUAGAUAGCUAUAGCUUAUAUUAUCAGUCCUAAUGUAUUUUGAAAGCUCCUGAAGGAGGUACGCUUAAAAAAGAGAAGAGCAUAGUUUAAAAAAAAAAAAAAAGGCUAAAAUCCUGAAUUUGGUAAAUAUUCUAACUAAAUAAAGUACAUGGUUAUACUUGUGUCUUCAUGAAAGAAGACUGUACAGUACACCAUCACCUGAUAUUCUUCUCACUAUUCUUCCAAUUUUGUUUUUAAAAGAAAAAAAAGCCCACAGACAGUAUAUGUUUAUAUUUAAGCAUUUAUCCUAUUUAUUUUGAAUCGCAAUGAAUUUCUGUAAAGCCUUACUGCUCAUGGUGUGAUGGUAUUGGAUAUCUCCACAUCCUGUGCUGCUGUCCAAUACCGCUGCAUCUCAAUACAAAUCAUUCCUUCUUUCUGUUUAAGAUUGGUUUGUUUGCUGUGAGUACCAAAAUUCACUUUUUACGCAGGAAAGGGUGAUCAGGUUCACUGUAGCCUUGUUGGUGAGUGCCCUGGGUUCAGCCUACCAAGAUGUGAAAGUAACUUUAGUAGGGGUGUCUCCACUGAACUCCCUGAUGUUAUUAAGUCUGUUAUAAAUGCAGUAUGAAGCUUUGCUUGUUUACUGUUGUUGGCAAGAUUAGGCGUGCAAUAAGACCACCUUUAAAUUAGUUUACAGUGAAAGCUGAGACCUUUUGAAAACAACAAGAUGGGUUUUUUCUUACCUUUUGGUUGGGGCAAGUUUUCAUUUUUUCUUCUUUAGCUCAGUCUGUGCUCUCGUUCUGGGACUCAGAUUUAAAAUGACACAGUGCUUACAGCUCAUGUGUCUCCAGAAGCUCCGCGGCACGUGAAAUAGGUGAAAUACAUCUUUGUCACUGUGACUAUGGGCCACCUGUGCCACAGAGGGACGUGGGUAAUGUAGGCAGUGGGGUGAGUAAUGAGCAGAAUUAUUCACUUCCAAUUCGAAAUUCUCAGUUGGCAUCCCAUAUUUUUUAUGUAAAUUUGAUGUUUUCAUUACUUCUCUGAAACACAUUUCCUGCCAAUCCUUGACAGAUGUAUUUGCAGCAGUCUUUGGGGGAUGUUUAAUGUGCUAAAACAGUGUCGUAGAAACAGUGUCACAAGGUACAAUCCAUUCUGUAGGACAGUCACAGAAUAUACUGAGAGACAGAUUUCAAAUAUAAGCUGUUAACUGCAGUGAAAACGUUCAGUGUUCUGCGAAGUUAAACUAGGUGGUAUGUAAGUAGCAGAGCUACAGUCAAUGUGAUUAACCAAAAUUAGAGGAACAGUGAGAUCAGCAACAGCAGAGAGCUUUCAAAUGGAAGCAGAAUCCAAACCCUCCUUGUGAGUCAGAUUGCCUCUGUUUAGCUGGUACCUGCUGCAGCCAUCUCCAGGACAGGAAUAAUGGGACAUUCCCACCGUAAGAUUGUGUACUGUACACUUUGCCAUGAACUUUUACUAUUAAAUCAAUGUUUAGGUUUCCAUUCUCUAUCAGAACGCAUUCUCAUGUGAGCCUAAAUUGAUUUCUAAUCUAUAUUUAAAAUACAGUGCUUCCUCUUUGUAUGUCUGUUUUGGAUUUGAAGUAGAUUUACAAUCAUAAAGAAGCCUUAUAAGUGGAAUCGUUUCUUAUUGUAGCACAGAACCUCUUUGUAAUGUGGGGCAGUUGCACCAAAGCAUUGGGUAGAAGUUGGACUCCCACAUUCUGCACAGCUUUGUUCCAUUGGGGUGAUGACUGCCAACGCAGCCAAUACAAAGCUGCUAUUUCCUGGUGGUUUUUUUUAGAGUAUGUUGGUUUUCAAGUCAAUUUAUGCAUGCAAAGAUAACUGGAAAGCCAUUAUUUUUAUAUCAGCUCUAAUCCUUAAGUAAGUUCUGGUAGCGCUGACGUACAGCGAACAAUAAAAUAAAGCUCCUGUUAAGAGAUGGGCAGUCUUUCUUUUUCAACAUAACAUACUAAUGAAUUAGCAGAACUGCAUUUAAGCAAUCUUUUGGGAUCCCUUGUGCAAUGAAGUGGCACGUGAACGCCGUAACAGCGAACCCUGAAAUACAUGAAACCUUCGUAAAAGAACUUUCUCAGUAGAUGCACUGCUGCUUUUUAGAAAUGCAAAACUAGCAAACAGACAUAGCAUGUGUCCAUUCUGUGUGCUUCUUACUAGCAUUGUAUGAGGAGUCAUCAUCUUUAAUAUUUGCAGUGGCAAAUUAAUUAAGCGCUCAUUAAAUAUAACCAACUUUUUGUUAAUGCUAUGAAAUAACCAGUUCAUUUCAUCUUAGUUUAAGUCUUUUCUUUUCCUUUUUUUUUUUUUUUUUUUCCGUUUUACUGCUGUCAUUUUUUUGUGCUUGUUUUUUUUCCCCAGUGAGGGGUGUCGGCGAGAAAAUACAAUGAAGAAUGUUGGAUGUCGCAAGUAUGCAUUUAAUUCCCUGCAACUGAAGGCUUUCCCAAAGUAUUACAGGCCUCCAGAAGGAACUUACGGAAAAGUUGAAACAUAAGCAUCUUAUGUCCUUUAAUUGCUGUUCCAUUCAGACGUGUGGCUGCACUCUAGACUAAUACAUGGUUCUGUCAUCCAGACCAGAUCAGUAACCUUUUUGUACGUUUCACUAGGCUAUACGGAGCAUGUUACUUACCGAAUUGGAGUCUAUAGUAACAGUUAUUCUGACACCUUAGCUUGAGAAUAGUGUGAUGACUCUGCCCAUUUAAAUAGCCUUCAGUGUAUGUAAGAUGAGCAGAUAUUGUGCUACUUAACAAUUACCUACAUGCAAAUAGCUGGGCACCUCCUGGAUGGGCAAGGACUUUGCGAAUGGCAUUGAGGCAGCUGCUUCACGUACAUCUUUCUAUACUGAGUUGACUUCAGACUGAGCUUUUCGUCACGUUUUCAAACUGAGAGUAAAACUCAACCGUUGUAAAUAAAAAGGGACUGGACCGUAGGCAGUCUGAUUACAGUAGGAUGCAUUAUUGCAAUCGUGAAACAGAUGUUUAACUUCUAAAAAUAAUCAGCACCAUAGCAGCCAGGAGUAUAAAUUGUUUCACUGUAUAUAGGAUGCCAUCUUGAAAUAUGAAAAGAAUAAUAAAAAGGCCGGGCCUAUGAGGUCUGGUUUGUAGUUCUGUCCAGAUAAAGACAAACUCCAGUCAUUUUUAGCACAAAAGGACUUGGGCAAAUGUUAACCAAUUUUAAAAAGUGUCUCAAAACAUAAUGAUGUUAAUCAAUUAAUGGCAGCGACAGUUCUCCCAGCCCUUCCCCACUAUGGCGUGCUCAUUGUGUCCAUGGUAGUGUAUAUCAAUCAGUGUGUCCCUUUAUUCAUGGCUUUUUAUAUUGCUUCUGGAUUGUAAGCAUUAGGAUGUCGGGGCAUUGCAUUUUUUAAAUCUGUGUUUGGUUUUUAUCCAUAUCUGUCAAGUCAAAAAUGCUUACAGUACCCCAAAUCCCCCUUUCUGCCUACCAAAAAUGUUACAUUUAUUAAGUUUUGCUCAUUUUGAUGGAACAUGGCUCACGUGCCAAUGCAUGAGGACCUCAGGCGUGUUCUAGCUUAAGGCUAAGGCUUGAUAGUCUAUCACUUCGAUAGCAUUUUGUAAAGGUUCAGUACAUCUCCUUGGAAAUCAUCUCUGAAAGGAUGCCUUGAAGAUAGAAGAUAUGUUCUUAAAAAGCAGCUAAACGUUUAGUUACAAAUCUGAACAGGAUUAAAUCAUUCCUAGCUAGCUUCAUUCAGCCCACUGUGCCCUACCCCUCUUGUUUCUGAGGGCUACAAGCUGUAGAAUAGAGCAGCUGGUCAUUUGUUCUUGAGUGUAGCAACAGCCAGGUAAGUAUAUGGCUGUUUUCUGGUUUCUUUCUCCCUCCCACUGGUGUUUGUCUGUGCUGUCACUGCUCUAUCAGUCAUGUUCAUUCUGCUCCCAUAUAGGUUUGGGGGUUUUAAGUACAGCAGUUUUUGCAUUUUGCUUCUAGCAGUCUGACACUGAGCAGCAUGUCACAAAGCCAGCCGAGAGAGUUCUGAACCAGGCUGUUACCGCUACUGCAGUCAUUCUAGGAGGGGAAAAGAAAAAGUGUUGUGCAAAUUCAAUGCGUUUGUAGUUCCUUUCCCAGUUCUAAGCUCCUUCUGUAGUAGGACGGACCCUUGGGAAAUUACAAACCUUGUCCUCCAAGUAAGAGUUGUGUUGAUUUUUGUUCUUUUUUUUUUUAACAUGCAAACAAAUGUUUGGUGAAAACCAUUGCAGUGAGAUUUCUUUAGACAUUAUUCUCUUAGUUCUGCUCAGCCUUCAGCCCCUGGCCCGUCAUUAAAAGCUACAUUUAUUUCUGUAUGAACGGUAGUCUUGAUAGCCCUUAGUUUUUAUGAGUUGAUCGUUUUAUUUUGUAUAUUUCAAACACAGUUAAUAUUUUAAGUCCUAUAUUGUUACACUAAAAGUCUUCUUCCAGCAUUCAGCUUCAGAAGAAAACAACAAGAGGUCUAUGGUUGCAAUUAGCAGAGCCGCUCUCUUAGAUGGUGGCCCACAAUCAUAGAAUCAUAGAAUGGCCUGGGUUGAAAAGGACCACAAUGAUCAUCGAGUUCCAACCCCCCUGCUAUGUGCAGGGUCGCCAACCACCAGACCAGGCUGCCCAGAGCCACAUCCAACCGAUCGUUGGGUCUGCUCUAGAGCUUAGCGAUCCUUGAUUUAUUUUGCACACCAAAUGGAAUCGGAAGUUCCCCAGUUCUCUGUAUGCAUGGUUUUUGCUCACCUCUUUAAAGUGGUGGAAUAUUUUAGUGUACAUCCAUGUGGAGCAUCUUUGUCCAGCUGACGUGUUACAGGUAUGGCGCUGUCGGCACAAUGCACGCCAGUGGCUUCUUUUAAAGGGCGUGACGAGCGGGGGGGGUCUUGAGCAGUUAAUCAAAAAAGACAAACUGUGAAACUUGAAAUCCACAUAGGACACUUCACAGGGGUGAAGUAAGCUUUUCUGUUGCACAGGAGAGACAAAACUUAAGGAUUACUGUAAAAUGAAGUUCUGUCUGAUGUUCUUUUUUGAGUACGUUUUUUAAAUUAUGAAACAUACAAAGGUAAAAAAGACAAAGAAAAAAAACCAACUUGCCGAGUAUGUUCUGUGUAUGUUCUGUGAAAGUAUUUACAGCACAGUUGCCUUUUGUUUCAUUUAUACAUGUAAAAUUAUUGUAUAAUACGACACCGUUUUGUCCCAACACAGUUGUACUUGCCAAGCUUUGUGCAUUGAAAGACUUUUAUUUAUUUGGUUUUGGGCAGUAUUAAUAUAUCAUAAACAUAUGGCUACUGUUUUAUAUAUCCUAGUUCAUCCGAUCCAUGUAUGCUGUACAUGUGCUAGUCUUUAGGAUGAAAACCAAUAAAGAACUGACAAGAGUAA